ACACGCUGCACACUCUCGACAUCAAUCAAGACUCGAACAAUGGGCGUCAUCGACUUCAUCAAGGACAUCAUCCGUCCUGGAAAUGGCGUCGACUAUCCCAAACAAGGGGAUAUGGUGACUGUCCACUAUCAUGGUUACCUGUAUGAUCCGACGCGUUCAUGGAAUAGGGGGCGCCGAUUUGACAGUAGCAUCAAGCGAGGCAGACCUUUUACCUUCCAGAUCGGGAUGGGCAAAGUGAUCAAAGGAUGGGAAGUUGGGAUUCUCGGCAUGAGCCUCGGUGAAAAGUCCUAUCUCACUUUCGGCCCACACUACGGAUACGGCACAAGAGGAGCUCCUCCAUUUAUUCCUGGAAAUUCCCCGCUGGUCUUCAACGUUGAACUGCUGGCUAUCAACGGGCGAACUGUCCAGUCUGAUGACUCGGAGUAAUGCUCCACCCACAUCAAGACAGCCAUUUCGCUAUUAGCCAAUGAUAGGAUCUUUCUUGGUGGGUGACAUUCACUGUGUAUGUGAACUGUCAUAUUUCCGCAUUUCG
Aspergillus versicolor CBS 583.65 is the source of this 532-nucleotide messenger RNA. Its product is annotated as FKBP-type peptidyl-prolyl cis-trans isomerase. Gene Ontology annotation, molecular function: peptidyl-prolyl cis-trans isomerase activity. The record is from RefSeq and is a predicted model, not a curated record. Bases 40 to 426 code for a protein of 128 amino acids. The transcript is spliced from 6 exons. NCBI's taxonomy places the organism in Eukaryota, Fungi, Ascomycota, Eurotiomycetes, Eurotiales, Aspergillaceae.